AUGUCUUCCUUUUUCACAAUUCCCUCUGCUCACAAGAAGAGGAAACGUACAGAGGAUUCAGAAAUUCCUAAAAAAAGACUCGCAUCAAAACCUUCCCGGGUCGAGAAACCCGCACCGCGAAAACCUCAAAGGGACGAAUCUAUAUCUGGCAGCGACGACGAUAGCAAUGGAGAAGAAUUUGGCGGUUUUGACGAUGAGGAAGGCUCACAAGGCAGUAGUUUGGGAGGGGAUGAUGGAGAGGAAGAAACAGCAGCAGAACGUCGUCUGCGUCUUGCUGAACGCUACCUCGAUAACGUCCGCCACGAAGUCAAUGUCGAUUCGCACGGAUUUGACGCCGAAGAGAUCGAUCGAGAGCUAAUCGCCGAGCGUUUACAAGAAGAUGUGGCCGAGUCCAAGGGCCGCAUGUACCGUCAUUUGGCAUCAGAGUUGGAAUUUGGAGGGGCAAGUCAUAGUUGGUUCAAGAGCAAUGCCGAGAGUAUUACGGGAAUUGCGAGUUGUGCGCCGUUUGCGUAUACAGUGUCCAAGGAUUUAUGGCUUGUGAAAUGGAGGAUACAGGACUUGCCUAAAGACCAAUGGCUACCGACGAAAGGAAAGAAGAACAAGAAACCACCACCUCCGCCAAAACGACGACCAGAACGAGUUCUCAGUGUUAGAGGAGACAAAAAGAAGAGCAAGGAUAAUUCGUACCAGGGACACACCGGUAUCAUCCUCACAGUAGCAUGUUCAGAGGACGGCAAAUUAGUCGUCACAGGCGGCAAAGACCGCAAACUCAUCGUCUGGGACGCCUCUACCCUCAAACCCCUCCGUGUCUUCACCCAACACCGUGACUCCGUCACCGGCCUCGCUUUUCGCCGCGGCACCAACCAGCUUUACUCUAGCUCUAAGGAUAGAACUGUAAAAGUAUGGAGUCUCGACGAACUCGCAUACGUAGAGACGCUCUUCGGUCACCAAGACGAAGUAGUCGAUAUCGCAGCUCUAGCCCAAGAACGUUGCAUCAGUGUCGGAGCACGAGACCGAACAGCGAGGUUAUGGAAAGUGGCUGAAGAAACCCAACUCGUGUAUCGAGGCGGCGGUGGCUCAAAGUCUAAGGGCAAAGCUAUGGAGGGUAGUAUGGACCGUGUAGCUAUGAUCGAUGACGAGAUGUUCGUCACAGGUGGAGACAAUGGGAAUAUUUGUCUCUGGACAAUUCAUAAAAAGAAGCCAAUACACACGGUUAGUGCGGCGCAUGGGGUUGAAGAACAGAUGCCGAGUGAUGAGGCGAGUGCGGAGGUCGAGGAGGGGAAAAGGGCUGUGCCUGAGCCACAAGUGAGGUGGAUUACGUCUUUGAGCACGGUACCGUAUUCAGAUGUCGUAUUGAGUGGGAGUUGGGAUGGGUGUUUGAGAGCCUGGAAAAUCAGCUCCGACAAAAAGAAACUUGAGUCUAUGGGGGUGGUUGGGUCUUUGGAUGGUCAUGGUGCUUUACACGUCAAAGACACUCCACUUACCAAUGGCGACGUCAAGCCUGGUGAGGGAUCAAUUUCAAAAGGGGUUAUGAAUGAGAUCUCGUUGUUUGAGAGAGGGGAUAGAGGGAAAGAUGGCUUAUGUGUUGUUGUAGCUGUUGGCAAGGAGCAUCGUCUGGGCUCCUGGAAAAAGGUCAACGGCAAGAACGGUGCUGUUGUUUUUGAGAUACCAAGGAUAGAGACAUGA
Lachnellula hyalina is the source of this 1686-nucleotide messenger RNA. RefSeq names its product putative WD repeat-containing protein. The transcript has a single exon. Lineage: Eukaryota; Fungi; Ascomycota; Leotiomycetes; Helotiales; Lachnaceae. The record is from RefSeq and is a predicted model, not a curated record. Bases 1 to 1686 code for a protein of 561 amino acids. Gene Ontology annotation, molecular function: snoRNA binding; protein binding. Gene Ontology annotation, cellular component: small-subunit processome.